This is a messenger RNA of Rhinopithecus roxellana (golden snub-nosed monkey), 1896 nucleotides long. RefSeq names its product lactate dehydrogenase A like 6A (gene LDHAL6A). Gene Ontology annotation, biological process: carboxylic acid metabolic process. Gene Ontology annotation, molecular function: L-lactate dehydrogenase (NAD+) activity. Lineage: Eukaryota; Metazoa; Chordata; Mammalia; Primates; Cercopithecidae. The record is from RefSeq and is a predicted model, not a curated record. Gene Ontology annotation, cellular component: cytoplasm. The transcript is spliced from 8 exons. Bases 175 to 1173 code for a protein of 332 amino acids.
UCACACCUGCCAAGCAUCACACCUGCGAUGCCUGCACGAGCUGGGUGCGGUCCACGCAGCUGCAGUAAGGGGGUGACCCGGCGUCUAUUAGUUGGUGGUUCAUCUCCUUCGUGCCUCGACGAGCUGUGACGCCGCUUUCCUCCAUUCUCUUUCUUCACCUCUUGAGUUUCCAAGAUGGCAACUGUCAAGAGUGAACUUAUUAAGAAUUUCGCAAAAGAGGAGGCCAUUCAUCACAAUAAGAUCUCCAUUGUAGGAACUGGAUCGGUUGGUGUGGCUUGUGCUAUCACCAUCUUAUUAAAAGGUUUGAGUGAUGAACUUGUCCUUGUGGAUGUUGAUGAAGGCAAACUGAAGGGUGAGACAAUGGAUCUUCAACAUGGCAGCCCUUUUAUGAAAAUGCCAAAUAUUGUCUCCAGCAAAGAUUACUUGGUCACUGCAAACUCCAAUCUAGUGAUUAUUACAGCAGGUGCACGCCAGAAAAAAGGAGAAACACGCCUUGAUUUAGUCCAGCGAAAUGUGUCCGUCUUUAAAUUAAUGAUUCCCAAUAUUACCCAAUAUAGCCCUCACUGCAAACUGCUUAUUGUUACUAAUCCAGUGGAUAUCUUAACUUAUGUAGCCUGGAAGUUGAGCGCAUUUCCCAAAAACCGUGUUAUUGGAAGUGGUUGUAAUCUGGACUCUGCUCGUUUUCGUUACUUUAUUGGGCAAAGGCUUGGCAUCCACUCUGAAAGCUGUCAUGGGCUGAUCCUUGGAGAGCAUGGCGACUCAAGUGUUCCUGUGUGGAGUGGUGUGAACAUUGCUGGUGUCCCUCUGAAGGAUCUGAACCCAGAUAUAGGAACUGAUAAAGAUCCUGAGCAGUGGGAAAAUGUCCACAAAAAAGUGAUUUCCAGUGGCUAUGAGAUGGUCAAAAUGAAAGGUUAUACUUCUUGGGGCAUUAGCCUAUCUGUAGCUGAUUUAACAGAAAGUAUUUUGAAGAAUCUCAGGAGAGUGCAUCCAGUUUCUACCCUAAGUAAGGGCCUCUAUGGAAUAAAUGAAGAAAUAUUCCUUAGUGUCCCAUGUAUCCUGGGAGAGAAUGGUAUCACAGACCUCAUAAAAGUAAAACUGACCCUUGAAGAGGAGGCCUGCUUGCAAAAGAGUGCAGAAACACUUUGGGAAAUUCAGAAGGAGCUCAAGUUUUAAAGUUGCUUAAAGUUACCAUUCUAUAGAUUGAAGAUGAAAUAGUAGUUAUGGAACUGUAUAUGUCAAACUUUAGAAUAAAUGUGAAUUUCUAAAAGUUGGAAAAACGGAGGAAAGAGUGACCUAUUUAGUGUAGCCUUCCGGCUUUUUUUUUUUGGGUGGGUCUCAUUCUGUUACCCAGGCUGGAACGCAGUGGCACCAUCACGGCUCACUGCAACCUUGACCUCCCGAACUCAGGUGAGCCUCCCACUUCAGCCUUCAGAGUAGGUGGGACCACAUGCGUGUGCCUCCAUGCCUGGCUAAUUUUUGUAUUUUUUUUGUAGAGAUGGGGUUUUGAACUCCCAAAGUGCUGUGAUUACAGGGGCGAGCCACUGUGCUUGGCCUUAGCUUUGAUUUAGAAUCCAGAUGAUGGACGACACUUUUUUUUUUUUCCUCCAAACAAAAGUGAUGGCAUCAAAGAUGUUUUUGGUACCUUUUAGUACUUGCCUUGUAUGUAUACAUAACUGCCAUCUGGUCCAUGAGAAUGUGUAUACUGUGUUAUAGAAAUCUUGAUUCUUUUCAUCAGGUGCAUAGUAAUUCUUCUCUAUGGCUUAAUACCUAUGUUCAUUUACAUGCUAUUUAAUAAAAGCUUUAAUUUCCUCUACAAUGUAAAAAUAAAAGUAUAUAUAUGCACACACACACAAAGUAAUCUAAAUGUUCCUAACAUUAGAUAAAACCUUGGUUUGA